Schistocerca gregaria is the source of this 7116-nucleotide messenger RNA. RefSeq lists its product as uncharacterized. Gene Ontology annotation, molecular function: guanyl-nucleotide exchange factor activity. The coding region runs from base 702 to 6878 and encodes 2058 amino acids. The record is from RefSeq and is a predicted model, not a curated record. Gene Ontology annotation, biological process: positive regulation of Rho protein signal transduction. NCBI's taxonomy places the organism in Eukaryota, Metazoa, Arthropoda, Insecta, Orthoptera, Acrididae. The transcript has 26 exons.
ACCCCGCAGGGAGCGGUGGCAGUCGACCGCAGCAGCACGCCACCGCCGCGCGCUCUGGACUGUCGCCAGCCGAGCACGCGGCCGCCUGCCACUGACCGCCGCAUCUCCUGCAUCGCAAGUGUGCCAGUGAACAGCGCCAGUUGUGUUAACAGCUGACUGGCGUCAUAAUUUGUGGAUUCUGCUCGAAGCGAAGAGCAUUGUUGUGUGAAAUUUCCGUUUUUGAGAACUCCAAGUGGACGAGAUUGUAGUGGAUUCAUUUCAGCCAAAAAGCUUCACCGUAAGACAAGUGUUUCUCCCCCCGUCGUGGACGUCACUGGAGUAUCCCGAACGCGUCGACAAGUACUCAAGCAGCCGUUCGAGGUACGUUAUUGGCAUACGAGCACUCGCUAGCAGGUCACAAGGUAUCACUGACUGUCAAACCCAAAGAAAUCCCGGUGGGCUCCAAUAUUUCACUGCGUGUCAUCCCGGAAGCGAGUCCAACUUGCUAAACAUUGCGCCACCUUGCUCGGCACCUUAAGGUUAAACAGCGCUAGUCCUUCGCUGAAGAACGACACGUUAUACAGCAGCGGGUGACAAAUUGCCUCGUCUAUAGGAGUUCCUUCUGAUGAGCUGCGUUUCAGAAGGAACGAUCCCCUGAAGCGUAGCUCACUACUGGACCAACUGAGAUAGCGCGGCAUGAGCGAGGGCGGGCAGCCGCCGCCAUGAGGCGCCACGACUCCGCCACCGCCCCCGCACCGCCACCCGCACCCCAGCUGUACUACCCGGCGCAGCAGCACAUGGUGGUGUCCGGAGAGAAGAGCGGCCGCAGCGGCCGGUGGUGGGGCGCCGGGGGCCGCAGCCCGUCGCUGGCGGGCCCCGGUCCGCCGCACCACCAUUCGCAGCCGCCGCCCACGCGCCAGCUGAGCGACCCCGGCGCCGACCCCAGCGGCGGCGGCUACCUGCUCAACGAGUACCGCCACAAGUACGGCACGCUCUCCGCGGGGGGCGGCAGCGCCCUGUCGCGCUCGAUGCGCUACGCGGACCCCUGGGUGUACGCCGGCGGGGGCGGCGGGUCGGUGCGCGCCGCGCCGCCGCCCCCGCAGGGCCGCCACGGCGCCUGCUGCUGCCCGGACGCCGGCGCCGGCCACGCGUCUCGCAGGGGGCUGCCCGCUGUCUGCAAGAAGUGCGGCGGAGCGCGCCCGCUCUUCCCGCCGCACGCAGGCACGACGGCCGUGCGGGGCCCGCGCGUGCGGCCGCAGCUGGUGGUGACCCCCGACCCGUACGACCUGGUGCGCCGCAACCGGCUGGGCGACGCGCUGCUGGGCUCGCCGCAGGCGCCGCACAAGCUGUCCCCGGCGUCGGCGGCGUCGCCCGGCGCCACCAGGAGGCACCGAGCGCGCGCCAAGAGCUCCUCUCCGUCGCGGCGGGCGCGCACCAGCCGCAGCCCGUCGCCCAACAUCAACCUCAGACUGACGCAGCCCUCGAACGACAAGCGCAAGUCGAUCCUGGAGUGCGACGUGACGGCGUACGAGCUGAUCGCCAAGUACCUGAAGGGCGGGCCCGACAGGCGGCGGAUGGCGCCGUCGCUGUCGGCGGCGGGCUCCGUCGAGGACCUGCUCGUCGACGACGACGACCUGAGUGACCGGCUCAGCGACAACGCGCUCGACGAAGAUUCGCCGGCGGCGUCCGGCGCGCGCUACAACAACAACCGCAACACUAACCACAACCGCAACAAGACUGACAUCAACAGCAACGUGGGCCGCGCCGACAGGCCGACGAGGUCGGGCCGGUCGCCGGCAGCCGCGGCUGGGGUGACCAUCGCGGGCCAGCGCAUCCGCCUCUUCAACGGCUCCUCUCCGGCGUACUCCCCGCGCUCGUCGCAGGAGCGCCACGACGGGGAGUUCGUCAGCGACGAGGACGCCGAAGAGGACGAGGCCAACAGGGGCGACUUCCGGUUCACCAACCUCAACUUCGGCCGCAGCUCGCCUCCGCCGCAGCCGGCGGCGACGCAGGCUCAGUACCACCUGUUCCAGCACGGCCACCACCAGCAGCAGCAGCUGCUGCAGCCGCCGCGGGGCAGCCUGCAGACGGCUAGGUCCACCGAGCAGGCGUCGCUUAUACCGCGGCCCAGGCGGCCGCCGCGCCGGCAGAAGUCCGCGCCGGAGCCGCAGCAGCCUCCCCGGCAGGAGUCCGCAGCGGUGACAUCGGACAGUGACGUGACGGACAGCGAGCUGCUGGCGGCGGCGGCGGUGGCGGCGGGCGUGAACGCCGGCCCGGGGUCGCUGCCGUCGCCGUCGGCCAUCAAGUCCAUCCUGAAGAAGCCCGCGUCGCUGGACCGGGCGACGAUGAGCCGCUCCGCGUCCACCUCGGGCUCCCGGUCGCCGGUGCCACACUCGAGGCACCAGCACAGGCACCACGGCCAGCACCAGCUGCAGCACUCGCAGAGCCAGGUGGUCGGCGGCGACUUCUACCUGCCCACCUUCCAGGAGUUCAAGCUGCAGCAGCAGCAGACCCACCAGCACCACCAGCAGCACCGCAGGAAGAAGCAGGUGCAGUUCGUGUGCGUGACCCCCGAGGAGGACCACACGGUGCCCGAGGUGGUCUCCGUGGUGGUCAAGGACGAGGACGCCGACGAGGACGAGACGGAGCGCACCGCGGCCGAGGACGACGAGGACGAGGACCAGCCGGUGACGUCGCCGUCGACGAGCGGCGACGAGGGCGAGGAGAGCGCGGCCGUGAGCAGCAGCAGCGCGAGCGCCGGCGACCAGAGCGCCAGCAACAGCGGCAGCACGGCCGGCGGCGACGGCGACGGCGACAACGACAGCGCCACGCUCAGCGCGCCCAGCUCCAGCGUCAGCGCCGGCGACGCGCCCGCCCCGCCGCCCCCGCCGCCGCCCCCGCAGACGGCCGCGUCCGCCGCCAGGGCGCAGCUGCGCCUGCAGCUCGCCAGGGGCGUCAGCGAGGCCAACGUCUUCCGCGACACGCAGCACCUCUCACUGGCGGGCGCGGCGCCGUCGGUGUGCCUGCGACGGAGCCAGAGCGACCGGCAGGUGGCAGGCGGCCCGCCGGGGUCCGGCGCGGCGCCCUUCACGGACACGAUGCGCCUCCGCCAGCGGCAGCGCCACGCAGCCGCGGCCGCGGCCGCCGCCGCCUCGCGGCCCGACCCGCGCGGCCUCUGGGGGCGGCAGCCGUCGCUGUCGCCGUCGCAGAGCCGCCAGCGGCUGCUGAGCCCGGCGCGCCAGCGGCCCCGCGAGCCGCCGCCCCCGCCGCCCCCGUUGCAGCAGCUGCAGCCGCCUCCGCCCGUGGCGCCCGGCCGCCAGCGGGGCCGCGUGCGCGCGCCGCCCCUCGGCCAGCUGCGGAGGCAGCUGCCGGCGCGGCCGCCCUCCAUCUCGCUGUCCAUGUCUACCGACGACCUCAGCUAUGCAGGCGCCGGCCCGCGAUCGCCGUCGCCCCUCUCCGAGCUGUGUUUGGACGUUCCCCAGGAUCCCCGCUCCCUGCAGGUGCCCGGCUACGGGCGGCCCAACUCGUGGACGACGUCGGCGGAGGGCGGGCGCGCGGCGUACCGCCUGCUGAAGGAGCACCGCAACAGCGACCCGGGGCCCGGCCCGCGGGCCGCGCUGGCCGCCUCCGCCGCCCCCUCCGCCUCCUCGUCCACUUCUUCCGAGGAGGAGAGCGGCCGCGGGGGCCGGCUGCCGGCCACGCCCACCACGCCGCCCGCGCCGCUCGCCACCGAGCAGAUGUUCGAAGACGACGGCGAGAUGCCGCUUUUCAUGCGCCGGCCGGACCCCGACGACUCGACGGCCGACGACUGCCUCGUGCCCUCCGUCGACGAAGACAGCGCCGGCGGCAAGCCGGGCCGCACCGUGGUGACCGUCACGGCGCCGCCCUCGCCCGGCGUACACCGGCUGCAGGUCCGCAGUGAGUCGGUGUGCGACCUGGGCUCCAGACAAGGGGAGCUGAGCCCGCGCGCCGGUCGCCGGACUUCCAUCGUGAUUAGCGGCAGUGGUGGCGCCGCCGGCGGCGGUAGCGGAUACCUGAGCCCGGGGGGAAUCCCCGGCUUCCCGGGGUCCAGGGGCAGCCUGGACUCGGAGAUGCGGCGCGCCGCCUCGGAGUACGACUUGGUGCGCAACGCCGCCAACCGGACGUCGGUCCUUAUCCGCGACGGCGGCGGCGGCUCCAGGCACCAGCUGCACCCCGUCGAGGCCCACGGCGACGCCAACAGGGUCACCAUCAGCGUCGGCGGAGGCGAGCCGCCGUCGCCGCGCCACUUCGACGGCUUCGGCUACCUGACCAGCAGUUCCUCGUGCACGGUCAUCGACACCGCCUCCAACAACGCCAACAUCAUCUACAACAACAAGAACAACACGAGUUCCCUGACGAUUCUCUCGCAAAACAGCGCGUCCACCAGCUCGCUCGCCAACCCGGUAGUGAUCUCGGUUUCGCACGACGAGGACGACGCCAGGCGCAAGUUUGCGGCCGAUCGCCGCCGCCACAGUCAUCAGCAACCGCAGCACCACCUGAGCACCGUCACGGUCAACGACGAUUCGCCGCAUUACGACACCCCGGCCGACAGUGUGCCCAGCAGGGUGACCGUCUUGGAAACUGGCGCUUACGACUCGGGGGCCGAGACCGGUAGCGUCUCGAGCAUCGUCAUCGAUACGGCGACACCGUCCUUCUCUGUAGUAGAGGACGCACGAGAAAUGGACGAAGAGACUGCAGCGGCCCUCCGCGACCCGGUGGAGGCAGUGCGUAGGAACCUAGUGCCCCACGUAUGUGGCAAGAGGGACGACCCGGUGGAUAGGCUCAGCUCGCUGAUCGACAAUGGCGGCCAAGUGAGGCGUUCACCUGCCGAGGAAGUGGAGGAGCCCUACCCUGUGGACGCAACGGCGGGCAACGACGCCGCCAGGGCCCUGCUUCUGGACGGGGCUGAUUCCAGGAAGAAGACAAGCGGUAGCCGCAAGGAAGAUGGAGCGGAGAAGGGCGCGACAGAUGCGGAGGAGCAAGAGCAGCACCAGGAGGAGGACCUGUACGAGAGUAUCAAGGAGCACAUCUACGAGGAGAUCGGCGCGCCCACGGCCACGCCCACCACCACGCCCACCACCACGGCCAGCUCCUCGGCGGCGACCACGCCCUCCGCGGCGACCCCCGCGGUCAUCGUGCAGGACGAGCACGGCGUGCCGCAGCCCCCAGAUGCGCACGGGCAGGGGCGAUCCAUGUUCGAGGGCGCGAGCAAGUACGACAUCCUGAGCUACCUGGCGGACGCGCGCGACCGCGUGCACACGGACGAGGACGCCGACGGCGACGGCGACGGCGACGCCGACGACGACGUGGAGGAGCUGGCGGCGGGCGGCGCCGCGGCGCGCCGCGCUCACCAGGCGGCCGGCCACGAGCUCAGCAGCCGCGCCUCCCAGCUCAGCAACGCCAGCGACUCCAGCGAGGACAGCGUCUCCGCGGACACCCCGGCCAAGGUGCGCAAGAGCUGCGCGGAGAUCGAGCGCAACGACUCCGGCGUCGGCAGCGAGACGAGCAAGAGCAGCCGCAGCAGGUGGCAGUCGGGCGGCGCGGGCUGCGGAGGCGGCGGGGGCGGCGCGGCCGCGGGCGACCAGGACCAGCUGCAGUGCGAAGACUGCGACCAGCGCGUCGACACGCACGUCACCGACAGUGGCGUUAUGUUCGCGCCGAUGGUGUGCCGCAAGUGCGCCAAGCGUCGGGCCGAGCGCAAAGAACUGCUGGCCGAGAUCGUGGACACGGAGGAGAAAUACGCACGCGACCUCAAGAUCGCUCUCGACGAGUUCUACCGACCAAUGCUCGUCGCCGGACUACUCACCCCAGACCAGCUCGCCGCCAUCUUCCUCAACAUGCAGGAGCUGCUGGAGCACUCGCGCGCGCUGGCACACAAGCUGCGCGACUCGCUGGACGUGGCGCUGGAGCAGGGCGACGAGGACCUGCUGACCGUCAACAUCGGCCGCCUCUUCCUCGAGGCUGCGCCCAUGCUGCACGCCUUCGAGUCCUACUGCACCAGACAGGGAGCAGCUUCAAUGCUGUUAUCGAAUCUUGAGAAAGAAAAGGAAAUUCUUCGCAUUUUCCUUAGGGUCUCCCAAAUGGAAAAUGCUGUAUUGAGACGCAUGAAUCUCAACUCUUUCUUAAUGGUACCAGUACAGCGAGUUACCAAAUAUCCCCUGCUUUUGGCACGGCUAUACAAAUUGACUCCUGCACAUCAUGAGGGAAGAGAACUGCUCAAGCAAGCUCAGCACAAGAUUGAGUUGCACCUUGAGCAUAUCAAUUCAGAAGCAAAGGACAUCAGCACUAUGAAACUUUGGAGACGUAUAUCAAUAAUAAAUGGGCGAAGACUGAGCAGUGAAAGUGACAUGAUUAAUAUUAAGCUCAGAAAGAUGGCUCUUGAAGUGUUGGAGUGGAACCAUGAAGAAGCAACAUUUUCCAUGGAAGGAAAGCUUUUAUACACAAAUCCUACAGACAAUAAUUGGAGAAAAGGCCGAACAAUCAAGCUGAAUCCUAUCAAUGCUCUUCUAGUUACCAAAGGAAAGCUGUCUGAGGAAUAUCAGAUUGAGCCUCCUGAUGAUUUAUUGAUGUUUCCCCGCAAGACUGGGGUUCGCGAAGCCACCUUGUUACUUGUCAGAGAAAAGAGUGGCAGAUAUUCAUUAUUAAGGGAUCCCCUGUUCCUUGACAAGUGCAUAGUAUGUUGUGAGACUGAUUGGGAAGAUUACUUUGAAGUGCAAGAAUUGGCGUCUAAGGAGACCUAUAUUUUCAAGGGUGAGGAUGGGGAAAGAACAAAGACUUGGUACAGGACACUACAAUGCCAUGCCCAAGGGCUUGGCUCCUGGAGACGAAGGAGAAAUGCCCUGGCUAACAUCAUAAAUGGAAUGGUUGCACGGGACUAGGUGCACCAACAGUCAACACUGUCUGCUGUGAUAUUUGGCACCGGUUUUCAGAAAUGAAAUGCCAUUACGGGAUUUUUUUUCUGUGCUGUUAAUGCAUAUGUAUUCCUUCCUAUCUUAUAAAUAGACAAAUAACUUGUUGUAAGCUACUUUCCACUUUUCUGAAAAAUGAUGUACAAAGCAUGUAAGUUACAUAUGUAUAGAUGAGUACAAUGAAAAUAAAUUUAUAAUAUUAAAAAUA